Messenger RNA from Limulus polyphemus (Atlantic horseshoe crab), 1704 nucleotides. Its product is annotated as myosin regulatory light polypeptide 9-like. Gene Ontology annotation, biological process: post-embryonic development; locomotion. The record is from RefSeq and is a predicted model, not a curated record. Bases 224 to 745 code for a protein of 173 amino acids. Gene Ontology annotation, molecular function: calcium ion binding; myosin heavy chain binding. The transcript has 7 exons. Lineage: Eukaryota; Metazoa; Arthropoda; Merostomata; Xiphosura; Limulidae. Gene Ontology annotation, cellular component: myosin II complex; cytoplasm.
AGUAAGUUGAAGACGCACUAUGAAAUCCACACUCUUCCCCAAAAAUUUCUAGUGUCUAAAUAAGGUGGUGCACGUGACCAACGACAGUCGAGACGUUGGAAAACGAUGCGAAUCAAGAAAAUAACGAGAAAACUCGCUACUACAAAGCCAAUACGUCACAUUGUGCGGGUGGAACUGUCCGUGAACAGAGAUCGCCAAAGACGAAGAUCUAGAAGUAGCAAAUAUGUCUAAAAGAGGAAAGAGCGAUUCCCAAAAAAAGCGAGCUGGUCGAGCCACAUCAAACGUCUUUGCCAUGUUCGAACAAAACCAGAUAGCUGAAUUCAAAGAGGCAUUCCAGCUCAUUGACAAUAACAAAGACGGGUUUAUCGACAAGAAUGAUCUUCGGGCGACGUUUGAUUCCCUUGGCCGGCUAGUUAACGAAGAAGACUUAGAAGGAAUGAUUCAUGAAGCCCCAGGGCCUAUCAACUUCACAAUGUUCCUAACCAUCUUUGGUGAAAGAAUAUCAGGAACUGACCCUGAAGAAUCUAUUAAAAAUGCCUUGAAGACAUUUGAUCAGAAUGCUACAGGAAAAAUCAACGAAGACAGGCUUAGGAAAGCACUUAAGACAUGGGGAGAUAAAUUCCAAGACCAUGAGGUAGAUGAAGUUCUUAAAGAGGCACCUAUCGACAGGGAGGGAAACAUCGAUAUUGAAGGGUACGUCAAACUGAUCUGCGGGUCUGAGAAGGAAGAGGAAGGGAUGGCGUAAAUAACUAAUUCUCGAACGAGGCCAGACGUGUUGUUCGCUUUCGUCUUAUAAAAACUCUAUUUUCAUACCCUUCUAAGACGUGAACAACAACAAAAAUAUAUUGACAACAUAAUAUAUGCAAUGCAACAUAUACGUUGGCUUAACAAAGCUGAAAUAAAACUAUUUAUUGAAUAAGAACUCAAGGCAGCUUCUUCGAAAUGCGCGUGGAUUUUGAACACUAAAAACGCCCUUAGCUCUUUAAUAUUGAUUAUAUUUUGAUUAACUAAUCCAGUUAAGUCAUUUGGUAAAAUCCUAUAAAUCUAAAAUAUUUUGUGUACAUACUCUUUAAAAUUGUAAGUAAUUAUUCAUAGAAUUAUUUUCAAGUUUAUAAAAUAAGACAUUUUCUAUGCGUAGAUCGAUACAUCAAGUAAUUAAACAAAUGUACAAUACCCUUAUUUUCCCACUAUUUAAAUGUAAAAUUCCACUCUUUUCAUAGAGAACUUGUUUCCUGUAAAAGUGCAAAUUUAAACUGAUGAAACUAGUACUAACACUGCAGUGAAAUUAAAGUUAUUUAGAUAAUAUACAACAGUACCAUAAUGUACAUAUACUAGCAAAUCAAUGGCUAAUAGCUUUGUGAAUAGUGGGAAACAAACAAAUUUAAUACCUUAUUAGCAUAAAAAUAUAUUUGAAAUUUAAACAUUUAUUUAAUUCCGUUGUUGAAGUUUUAUCAUUAUCUUCAACGUACAGGCACUUACAAUUUUUGAGAAAUUAAAACCUUAAUCACCAAAGAUGGUAGUUUUAUUUUUGAAAUGAUUAGGUUUAACUGUUUUGCUGUUAAGCUGAACGCUUAUGACAAUAAUCGGCCGAUGUUAUUUAUGUUGUUGCUUUAUUACUAAUCAAAACCAUUUAAUGUACAGUUACCAGUCUAAAAAUCUGGUAUACGAGCUGAAAUAUUGCAAUAAAUACAUAUUUGAAGGUGA